AUGGCUGCUACACCCAGCCUGCAAACCACAACUCCCGAUGCUUGCACUUCCUCUUUGGCGCCUGCGGGCGCGCAUGCCGACGAUCUCCCCCCGGAGCUCCUGCUCAUCAUCUUUGGCUUUCUCGAUCCGGUGACGCUCAACCGCGUCGCCGGUGUGUCGAGGAGUUGGCGGCAAUGGGCCCGCGAUCCGGUGCUGUGGAAGACGCUCUCCGCCCGCCACUUUCCGGCCACGCGCGGCUCAAGGCCAUCAACCGACUGGUACAAGCUCUACCGCGGCAUGUUCCUCGCUCAAGUGCCGCGGAAGCGGGCGGCCAUUCUGCGGGCAACCGACUCGACCGUCGACGUCCCGCCGCUCCCGCGGGCUCGGCCGCGGCCUUCGACCCGUGGCCGGCUCGCCACGCUCGUUUUUCCGCGCCUGCCGUUUGCGGUUGACCUCGACGAGAUUCGGGGUCUCGCUUCUGCGCACGGCUUUGUGCUACAGGCCAUCAUCCGGAGGCGGCGGGCGUGGCGCGGGACAGAUCGCGUGUGGUCCCACCCACGGCCUGCGCGUUCUGCCACCAGCUCGGCCACCGGCCUCGACGCGUGGGCAGAGGUCUUUAUCAGGUUCCAUCGUCCUGUCGACGCCCUUGCUGCUGCCGCGCAUCUAGCCGACCUCACCUUUAACGGCAUCCGCGUCGGCGUCGCCUGCCGCGACAUGCAUCUGUGA
Thecamonas trahens ATCC 50062 is the source of this 705-nucleotide messenger RNA. RefSeq lists its product as uncharacterized. The coding region runs from base 1 to 705 and encodes 234 amino acids. Gene Ontology annotation, biological process: SCF-dependent proteasomal ubiquitin-dependent protein catabolic process. The transcript has a single exon. NCBI's taxonomy places the organism in Eukaryota, Apusomonadida, Apusomonadidae. The record is from RefSeq and is a predicted model, not a curated record. Gene Ontology annotation, molecular function: protein binding. Gene Ontology annotation, cellular component: SCF ubiquitin ligase complex.